AAAAAAAGGGAAAGGAAUUGACUUUAUUCUCAAAUCUAAGUACGUGCAGGAAAGACCCCAAAGCUGAUCAUAACAGGCAGAAUUUUUGUUCAAUUUUUUUAAGUAAAGCUUUUUAUUUACAAAGCACGCAGAAUUUGACACAAGAUCCAGAUGCUGAAGAUCUGACACCCUAAGCAGUGCGCCUGCUCAGAAGGAAACCUAUGGAUUCCCUCUCCCCGAGAAGUCCCCUGGACUCCAUUUCCCAGAAGCACUUUGGAACCUUUCCGCGCCGAUUGUGGUCCUUGAGCACUCGAAGGAUUCUGGGAGUUGUAGUUCUGCAUCUUAGUGCUGGAGGAGUUUUGCGAUCCUUAAAGUGAGUGGUCGAACAGUUCUCCCUUGGCAUGGUUCUGCCCUUCGUUAAGAAAGGUGACGACAAGAGGAAGAAGCAAUGGCUUCCGUGGUUCUGAAAGCCAAGUGUCAGAAAUUACUGACAUUCAAGGAUGUGGCUGUUGACUUCACACAGGAAGAGUGGAAGCAGCUGAACCCUGAUCAGAGAGAUCUGUACAAGGAUGUGAUGCUGGAGAACUAUAAAAACCUGGUCUUACUUGGUCUCCUCAUUUUUCAACCAGAUGUGAUCCACCAGUUGGAGAAUGGUGAAGUACCCUGGAGCCCAGAGGAAGAUGACUCAAGAAGUUCUUGUUCAGAUUCUCUCAUUCAGGAGAUGUGUGAAACGGAGUCAGUUCCAAGACAGGGCAUUUCUAUGGGAAAGCCAUCCAAGAAAAGACUUGCAAAGGAUGAUCCUAGGGAUUACAAAUUGACAGGAGACUGGGAAUGUGAUAGCAGGUUACAAAAGCAGAAAGAAAACAAGGAAAGAAAAUCCAGAAAAAUGACCACCGAUCAUGGUGGUAAUAAACUUGAGAGAAAUUUCAGUCUGAGUUUAAACCUUCCACAACAGAGAAUUUCAAAAGGAAAAAGCAUUUGUAAACAUGGUGUUCUUGCCAAGAACUCCAAGCAGUUUUCCAGUCCCCUAAAGUGUUAUAAAAUCUCCUCAAAUAAGAACUAUUGUAGAUAUAAUGCAUGCAGGAAGUCUUUCAGUUACCACUCAGAAAUUGGUCAGUAUCAUCGAUCAGUCACUGGAGAAAAACCACAUGGGAAAAUUUUCAAGAAAACCUCACUUUGGAAGCAUGACAGUAUUCUUUCUCAAGAGAAAUCCUUUGUAUGCAGUGAGUGUGGGAAGGCCUUUAAAGAAAAAGGAAGACUUACAGAACAUAAGAAAAUUCACACAGGAGAGAAACCCUUUGAAUGCAAUGAGUGUGGGAAGACCUUCUGCUACCCAUCAAAACUUACUCUCCAUAAGAGGAUUCAUACUGGAGAGAAACCCUUCGAAUGUAAUGAAUGUGGGAAAGCCUUCAUAGACAAAGGAAGACUUACUGGACAUAAGAAAAUUCACACAGGAGAGAAACCCUUUAAAUGUCAUGAGUGUGGGAAGGCUUUCUGUUACCGAUUAAGUCUUAUUGGACAUAAGAGAAUUCACACUGGAGAAAAACCCUUUGAAUGCAAUGAAUGUGGAAAGGCCUUUUGUUACGCGUCAAGUCUUACUCUUCAUAAGAGAAUUCAUACCAGAGAGAAACUAUUUGAAUGUAAUGAGUGUGGGAAAACUUUCUGCUAUCCAUCAAAGCUUAUUUUCCAUGAGAGAAUUCAUACUGGAGAGAAACCAUUUGAAUGUAAUGAGUGUGGGAAAGCCUUUAUAGACAAAGGAAGACUAACUAAACAUAUUAAAAUUCACAUAGGAGAAAAACCAUUUGAAUGUAAUGAAUGUGGGAAGGCUUUCACCUACCCAUCAAAGCUUAAUCUCCAUAUGAGAACUCAUACUGGAGAGAAACCCUUUAAAUGUAGUGAGUGUGUAAAGGCCUUCAAUUGCAAAGCGAGUCUUACUAAACAUAAGCUAAUUCAUACUGGAGAGAAGCCCUUUGAAUGUAAUGAAUGUGGAAGAAACUUCAGGCAAAGCUCAGCCCUUAGGAAGCAUCGGAAACUUCACACUGGAGUCGCUAUACAUAAGAUAUUUCAUACUGAAGAGAAGCCCUUUGUGUGUAAUGAAUGUGAGAAGGCCUUCAAACACAAAGCAAAUCUUAUCGAACACAAGUUAAUUCAUACUGGAGAGAAGCCCUUUGAAUGUAAUGAAUGUGGGAGAGGCUUUCGGCGACAUUCAUUACUUAGGAGACAUCAGAAACUUCAUACUAAAGAAGCUGUCUUACGUUAGUGAAUUGGGAAAGCAAUGGCAACUUCACACAUCAGGAGAAUUCUUUGAAUGUAACGAUUCUGGGAAGGCCUAUAGUUCUAGCUAUUCCCUUUGUAACCAUUAGAAUUCAAAAUAGAGAAUUACCUUUUAGAUGCAAUAAAUGUGGAAGAACUUUCCACAGUGCUGCUUUCUGCAGCACCUUUUACAGGUCACCUUUUACUAUACUGCUCGCCCUCUGUUUUGGCUACUCCUCCAUAUUCCACCCUAGAGCCCCAUGCUCCUGAUUUGUGAGAACCUGUCUAAUCUAAUGUCCCUUAGGUCUAGCCUAAGCCCACAUCAUUCUCUGGGUGUCUUCUACCAGAUUCCUGACUCUUCUCCUUCCUUCUGCUUUCAUCAAUUAAGUCUGAAUGUUCAUCUGUUGCACACCCCUGUUCCCGAAAAGGACAGGUGGCUUCCUAGAUCCUGUUUACUGUCUUUCCUCAUUAGAAUGUGAGCUCUUGGAGUACAGACUAUCUUGCUUUUUGCACUUGUAUCACUAGCACUUAGCACAGAACUUGGCAAUCUUAGCACCUAAUAAGUACUUGUUCAUGCACACUUUCUUUUAGAAAUCACAAGAAACCUCAUACCAAUAGAAACAAUAUUAAAGAAAUGGAUGUAGGAAAGUCUUUAACCAUAAUCCAUACUUAGGAAUCAGGAAAAAUCAAACUAGUUAGGGAUAAUGUCAACAAAUGAAUGUGAAAAAGCUUUUUAGCAACAACUCAUGAGCCAUUAGAAAAUUGAUGGUGGAGAAAUUAUAUGAACAGAAUAAAUUUGGAAAGGCUUUGGAUAAUCAUUCUGUAGAGACUGGGACGUUUACAGAACUUCAGGAUUGAAAGAAACUUCUUGGGGGCCAUCUAAUCCAAUGAAUGCCUGAACACGAAUCCUUCUACAAGUACUGACUUGUACUCAGAAACUUGUAGUGAUACAGCUUAUUUUGGCUUGUAAUGUAAGGCACUGGUCAAAAACGACUUUCUGCCAAACUGUUUUCCAAUGGAAUACCGCAUUUUUUCGAAAAAGAAAAUUGGAAAGAGAAGGACCUUUCAGGUAUAUGGUUUGGGGGCAAAAUCAUUAUCAAACACGGAAUGGAGGAAAUGAUAAAAGAUAAAACAAACAUUUUGACAACCUAAAACUUAAAAAUCAUUUAAAAUAAUAUAAGAGAAGCCUGUUUGAGAAAAAAUUUCAUCAAACAACUAAAAAAGUCUGAGAUUCAAGACACAGAGAUGAAUGGUCACAGAUAUGCAAUUUUCCAGAGAAGAAACACAAAUGAUCAACAACAACAUGAAAUUAUUAAUUUGAUUUUGCCCAGACAUUUGAUUUGAUUGGUGUGGUAAACUUCUACAAAUGCUGGUUCUAUAAAUUAUAGUAUUAAAUACUGAACACUUAAAGGUUAAAUAACAUUUGGGGGGCAGCUAGGUGGUGCAGUGGCUAGAGCACUAGGCCUGAAGUCAGGAGGACUU
Sarcophilus harrisii (Tasmanian devil) is the source of this 3714-nucleotide messenger RNA. Its product is annotated as zinc finger protein OZF. Gene Ontology annotation, molecular function: DNA-binding transcription repressor activity, RNA polymerase II-specific. The record is from RefSeq and is a predicted model, not a curated record. NCBI's taxonomy places the organism in Eukaryota, Metazoa, Chordata, Mammalia, Dasyuromorphia, Dasyuridae. Bases 428 to 2239 code for a protein of 603 amino acids. Gene Ontology annotation, biological process: regulation of immune system process; regulation of cytokine production; negative regulation of transcription by RNA polymerase II. The transcript has 5 exons.